Messenger RNA from Cryptosporidium ubiquitum, 537 nucleotides. Its product is annotated as ZF-CCCH zinc finger domain-containing protein. Gene Ontology annotation, molecular function: metal ion binding; RNA binding. NCBI's taxonomy places the organism in Eukaryota, Apicomplexa, Conoidasida, Eucoccidiorida, Cryptosporidiidae. The record is from RefSeq and is a predicted model, not a curated record. The transcript has a single exon. Bases 1 to 537 code for a protein of 178 amino acids.
AUGAAUGCGAGGUUAGGUAUUGAAGACAUUAUCGAGAGAAUGGAAGAUGAGAAGCUUCGUCUCCUACAGAAUCAAUCUGUUACAAGAUAUGACCCAAAUGUUAGAGGCCGUCAUUCCGUUGUAUGUAGGCAUUGGAUUAGAAACAUGUGUAUGAAAGGGGAUUUUUGUGACUUUUUGCAUCAGUAUGAUUAUGAAAGAAUGCCACCAUGCUUUACAUAUCAAAAGUAUGGUGUAUGCGUCGAUGAGGCGCUGGGAAAUUGUCCUUUCAAACACAAGGCAGACGACACACCACUUUGCGCACAGUAUUUCUUGGGAUUCUGUAAAUAUGGCCCGAAGUGCAAAAGGCGUCAUGAGCCAAAAGCAAGACACGAAAUACCAGAUUUUCUCCCAGACUCAUUUCUAUUGUCUAUAAUACAAGACAAGAGCCUAAUACCUAAGAUGGAUCCGGAGACAUCUUCCAUUAUAAAAGUAUUGGAAGACAUUUGCAAAGAGAGUUAUGCACAAGCUGUUUGUUCAGAAGUAUCAAAUAGUAAUUAA